AUGGCGCAUCGCAUCAUCACCCAGGUCGUCGUCACCGGUUCCCGCGUCUUUGGCCGCGCCUUCGCCGAGGCCUGGAGACAGGCCGCCGCAUCGCAGAAGUAUGCCCAGGCCAACGCAAAGAACGGAAAUGGCAAGACGUUUGCCUCCUCCGGCCUGACCCUCGAGGAAGCCUGCAAGAUCCUCAACGUUGCGCCGCCCAAGGGCGGCAAGACCGACAUGGAGAACGUCAUGGACCGAUUCAAGAAGCUGUUCGACCUCAACGACCCCAAGCGUGGCGGCAGCUUCUACCUCCAAAGCAAGAUCCUACGCGCCCGCGAACGGAUAGAAAUGGAAGUGCGGACGGCCGAGCAGGCCGCGGAGCGAGAGGCGGAGCUGAAAGAAGGUUGGAACCCCAAGCUCUACAAGGAAAAAUAG
Molecule: messenger RNA, 414 nt
Organism: Lasiodiplodia theobromae
Lineage: Eukaryota; Fungi; Ascomycota; Dothideomycetes; Botryosphaeriales; Botryosphaeriaceae
Product: Mitochondrial import protein
Exons: 2
Coding region: 1-414 (137 amino acids)
Biological process (GO): protein import into mitochondrial matrix
Cellular component (GO): TIM23 mitochondrial import inner membrane translocase complex
Source: RefSeq, a predicted model, not a curated record